AUGGUCAGAUCAGUUAAACCUAAAAGUGAAAUAGGCCCUUUGCCUGAGAUUAUAGUAACAGCUUUAGAGAAAUCUAAAGAACGUCGUUUUUUAUUGGAUUUAGAAGAGAAGAUCUUAUCCUUGAUUGAAGAGAUAAUUUCUGGAAGCUCUAGAUCAAAUGGAGGCGAAUUGCAACGUCAAAAUGUCACUGUUCCUCAUAAAGAUUUGAAGAAUAAGUAUUAUAGAGCUUUAUUACAUAAAACUUGUGACUAUUAUAAGCUAGCUAGAUCAGAAGGUUUAAGCUAUUUCAGUAUUCAUGCCAGAGAGGACAUAAACUACAACAAAAUUCAAAGUCAAAUCGUUCAAGGAGGAGUUACUUUGAGUGAGAUAUUCGAUAAUUGUUUAAAGACAAGCAUUGAAGAAUUCAGUUUCGAACAACCUCCUGGGAAAUUUAGGGGGUUUGAAAGUACAUCCUUUGAAGACGGGUCCAGAAAGUUUACAAGGGGGCAUGGAAAACACUUGCAAUCUUCUAGUCAACAUAUCCAACAUCAAUACUUUGAAUCAUCCCAGAACUCCAUGAAUGGUACAUUUUUCCCUAACCCAAGCCAUUUCGAUCCACCACUGAUGUACAUGGGUUACUAUCCACCCAUGUAUUAUAAUGGAAGUAACCACCCAUUGAAUUUCCAGCCUGUAUUCAUUAACCCAUAUUCAAGUCCUUAUAUCAAUCCCUAUGUAUCCACCAAAACUUCUGAGAGGAAGCAUCAGUCAAAUUCGGAGACUAAUGAGGCUUAUGAUGGCAUACCAUUGCAAGAAUCGGGAACUCCAUCACAGGAGCCUCAGAUCCCAAAAACAACUGAACCAGAGUUGGAUCCUAUACAUAUUGAACCAGAUCAAACAUCACAAGAUCCACACCAAAUAUCACAAGAACCAGAUAAAGGGUCCUCUUGA
This is a messenger RNA of Yamadazyma jaroonii, 927 nucleotides long. The record is from the annotation of a GenBank genome assembly. Lineage: Eukaryota; Fungi; Ascomycota; Pichiomycetes; Serinales; Debaryomycetaceae.